Messenger RNA from Parnassius apollo (apollo), 621 nucleotides. NCBI's taxonomy places the organism in Eukaryota, Metazoa, Arthropoda, Insecta, Lepidoptera, Papilionidae. The record is from the annotation of a GenBank genome assembly.
AUGUAUUUGGAGUCAAUGUUUGUUGAGAAUCACUGGCCCAAUCUACGAGUACCAAUGCUUGUAAUGCUCUUUGUAAUUCUUUUUGGCAAAACUAAGGGGAACAUGGGCCGUUCGCCAAGUCCGCGGCGGCGUGAUGAAAGACGCGACAGACGGGACAGAGACCGAGAUAGGGAUCGUGAAAGAAGACGGCAGCGAACUCGAUCCCGAUCGCGGUCCCUAGAAAGGAGACGUCGGUCUCCAGAUCGACGGCGGUCUCCAUCCCCACGCCGACGGCGAUCGAGAUCACCCUCGCCAAUUCCUACUACCUCCUUCGUGCCAAAGCCCAAAAAGGCGUUUGGCGAGCGGCCUAUUGUCACGCCCGCGGACUUGGAAGGAAAAACUCCUGAAGAACAAGAAAUGCUCAAGGUAAUGGGUUUUUGCGGUUUUGACACUACAAAAGAACUAAAAAUGGCAAACCGAGAUCAGCAAAUUGAGUUAAGGUUAUUGGAGGAAGAUGAAGACAUUUUAGAGGAUACUCCAUGUUCUGAUGAUGAAGAGUCGGAUUAUCUAGAAGUCCAGGGUGAAAAUACGGACUCAGAAGAAGAUAGUGAUCAUGAUUUAGGUGAAUUUGAGUUGAACUAA